Molecule: messenger RNA, 2696 nt
Organism: Indicator indicator
Lineage: Eukaryota; Metazoa; Chordata; Aves; Piciformes; Indicatoridae
Gene: SPATA20
Product: spermatogenesis associated 20
Biological process (GO): carbohydrate metabolic process
Source: RefSeq, a predicted model, not a curated record
AUGUGGCAUUGCAAGUGCACAUUGCUGACGGGGAGCACGGCCGUGUCCACAGCGGGGACAACCAGCGCCCCCCGUGUCCGGCACCACACCAACCGCCUGAUUAACGAGAAGUCCCCCUAUCUCCUGCAGCAUGCUCACAACCCUGUGGAUCGGUACCCUUGGGGUCAGGAAGCCUUUGAUAAAGCAAAGGAAGAAAACAAGCUUAUAUUUCUAUCAGUUGGCUACUCCACCUGCCACUGGUGCCAUGUGAUGGAGGAGGAGUCCUUCAAGAACAAGGAAAUUGGGGAGAUGAUUAUGAACAAGAAUUUUGUAUGCAUUAAAGUGGAUCGUGAAGAGCAGCCAGAUGUGGACAAAGUGUACAUGACCUUUGUGCAGGCAACCAGUGGUGGAGGUGGCUGGCCAAUGAGUGUCUGGUUGACUCCAGACCUCAAGCCCUUUGAAGGGGGGACAUACUUCCCUCUUGAAGAUGGAGUUCAUUGCAUUGGCUUUCGGACUGUGCUGCUCCGAAUUGCAGAGCAGUGGAAGGAGAACAAAGAUGUCCUGUUGGAAUACAGCCAGAAGAUCCUGGAAGCAUUGCUACAGAUCCAUGUUAAAGGACAGGAUUCACCCCCACCAUCCAAAGAAGUAAUGGCCACCUGUUUCCAACAGCUCUCCAGCUCCUAUGAUAAGGACAACGAUGGCUUUUCCAAAUUCCCCAAGUUCCCCACCCCAGUGAAUUUGAAUUUCCUCUUCACGUACUGGGCCCUGCACUGAACAACCCUAGAAGGUGCCCAGGCACUGCAGAUGGCUCUGCACACCCCCAAGAUGAUGGCCCAUGGGGGCAUCCAUGACCACAUUGGUCAGAGGUUUCACCGCUACUCCACUGACCAGCACUGGCACGUCCCCCACUUUGAGAAGAUGUUCUAUGACGAGGGGCAGCUCACAGCCACCUACAGCAAGUGUUUCCAGAUCUCUGGUGAUCAGUUCUUUGCUGAUGUUGCCCAGGACAUUCUGCUCUAUGUCUCACAGGACCUGACUGACCAGGCAGGAGGUUUCUAUAGUGCAGAAGGUGCUGAUUCCUACACAGUCAUCACAUCCAGUGAGAAACGAGAAGGAGCUUUCUCUGUGUGGGCAGCUGAGGAAAUCCGGACUCUCCUUCCUGACCUUGUUGAGGGGGCCACGGAGGGGACAACCUUGGGAGAUGUCUUCAUGCACCACUAUGGAGUGAAGGAGACUGGCGUGAGCCCCAUGAAGGACCCCCAUCAGGAUCUGAAGGGCAAGAAUGCCCUUAUUGUCCAGUGCCCCCCGGAGCUGACAGCAGUCCGGUUCGGGCUGGAGCCAGGGCAGGUGGAUGUCCUGCUGCGGGAGGGCCGGCAGAGGCUGUCCACAGCCUGGGCACAGCGGCCACGGCUGCACCUGGACACCAAGAUGCUGGCAGCAUAGAAAGGGCUCAUGAUCUUGGGCUUUGCCCAGGCUGGGGCAGCCCUGGCCAAGGAGGAGUAUGUGAGCCAGGCUGCCCAGGCAGCUGCCUUCCUGCAGAGAUACCUUUUUGACCCCACCAGUGGGAGGUUGCUGCGGAGCUGCUACCGGGGCAGAGACAACACAGUGGAGCAGAGUGUCAUGCCCAUCCAGGGCUUCCUGGAGGAUUAUGUCUUCAUCAUCCAGGCUCUCUUUGACCUGUAUGAAGCCUCGCUGGAGCAGGGCUGGCUGCAGUGGGCUCUGCAGCUCCAGCACAUGCAGGACAAGCUUUUCUGGGACCCUAAAGGCUUUGCAUAUUUCUCCACUGAGGCUGGCGACUCCUCUCUGCUCCUGCGCAGAUGGUGAGCUCAGGGAUGUGGGUUAUGGUGUGGGGAGCUUAGGGAGGACCAAGAUGGAGCAGAGCCCACUGCUAACUCUGUGGCAGUGACAAACCUGCUCCAAGCAGCUUGUUACUCUGGCCGCAUGGAGUGGGUGAACAAAGCUGAGCAGAUCUUGGCUGCCUUCUCAGAGAGGCUGCAGAAGAUCCCAAUAACGCUGCCAGAGAUGGCCUGGGCUACCUCUGCCUUCCAUCACACCCCCAAACAAGUCAUUAUCUGUGGGGACCCCCAAGGAGAAGACACGAAAGAGAUGCUGCAUUGUGUCCAGUCCAUCUUCAGCCACAGCAAGGUGCUGAUACUAGCAGAUGGAGACAUCAGUGGGUUCUACUGUCAGUUGCCUUUCCUUGCAUCCCUGGAGAGAAAGGAUGGGAAAGCCACCGCUUACCUCUGCAGCAGCUUCACCUGCUCCCUGCCUGUCACCUCUGCCCAGGAGCUGCGUGGGAUGCUCUGCCUGUGAGCCCCCUUGGCCGUUCUGCCUGCAGGAAGGCAAGGGGCACAGAGACUGUCAUGCCUGCCUGCAAUCACAGGAGAAACCUGUAAUAAAGCCACUCUGGGCAUCAGCUGCAUCUCAUAUGGUUCCUGGCAGCAGGCUGUGAUGGCACCGCUGCUCUGGUGGCAUCUCCACAGAAACAGCUCUGGUCCACAAUGUGUGCACUUCCAGGAGACACCCAUCGAGGAGCAUCCCCUUCUCCUGCAUAUGAGCUUGCUCCUCACCUCUUCUCAUGGAGGGAACAGAAAACAAAUAUAAAUCCCAGUGCUGAUGGAGGAGUCAGAUGGGAAAAUGAUUAGGGUUCCUAUAGCAACCCAGCAUAAUGUUGUGAAAAGCACCUGGGUGACUGGAGAGUGCAGUGCUUGGGAAGG